Paramacrobiotus metropolitanus is the source of this 3039-nucleotide messenger RNA. Its product is annotated as solute carrier organic anion transporter family member 5A1-like. The transcript is spliced from 12 exons. Gene Ontology annotation, biological process: transmembrane transport; sodium-independent organic anion transport. Gene Ontology annotation, cellular component: membrane. Lineage: Eukaryota; Metazoa; Tardigrada; Eutardigrada; Parachela; Macrobiotidae. The coding region runs from base 589 to 2769 and encodes 726 amino acids. The record is from RefSeq and is a predicted model, not a curated record.
GCCACUUAUUUGAUUGAUGCAUUUUAUUUUGUACACUAAAUUAAAGAACCACUGUGUUAACAUUGAUAAGUUUUGUUCCGGUGCCGUUUUAUUGUUUAAGCUGUCCGUCAAAUAAUGAUAAAUUUUAUGUGAAUCGUCACUUCUGCGCACCUUGCAGGAAAUGCAAAGAAACGAGCGGAUUACCAUUUUAUUACUGCCAUACUUAUGCCGGCCUUGUGCGGAAAGUUCUUCGGUUGCCGCUACGAACUGUUGAGUGCACUAGCGAAACACGCUAGACGUCACCAAGACAGAAGUGCACACACACACUUGAUAUUUUUCGUGAAAGCGAAUGUGUUUAUGUGUAAACGCUAAUAUUAAUAUUGUGCUUAAUUUCACUAUUAUGCACCUUGUCGCGUUAAAAGACACAAUGCAUCGCGCUAAAUUUGGCAGUACUGCUGGCAAAUCUGUGCAGGUGUUUACAACAGGUUUCCGAUCAUGUUGAAGCGUCAUACGAAGUACUUGUCUGAUGCAGUUUUUGUUGUGAUCAUUAUCUGAAGCUAUGAAUAUUUUGUUGCAUCAUUUUGACUUAUCCGGAAACCUGGCUUAAGUAUGGAUAAUCCGGCAUUUAUGCGCGAAGAUGACCAGGUCGUUGCUGCGCCACACGACAGGAAGCGAUCAAAGAAAUGGAAAGAAAAAGUCCAGCGAAUUCCAGACUUGAGCUUAAAAGGAUGUCAGAAUCUACGUGUGCAGUUUGUCAUAGUGUACGCCGGCGUUUUGCUUUUCUACGGAAUGUCCGUGAGUUAUACGAACUCGUCCCUGGUAUCCAUUGAACGGCGUUUUGAUCUCAACACUAAACAAAUGGGUGGCAUUUUGGCGGCAACGGAACUCGGCCAUAUCGCUAUGGCGAUUUUCACGGCCCACUUUUUCGGCAAUCGCCACCGUCCGCGCUGGAUCUGUUUCGGCACAAUACUCAUGGGAUUCGCGCUCAUACUGUUCGCUCUCCCGGAGUGGUUUUUUCCCAGACAUCCGCUACCACCGCGAAACGAUUGGUGUGAAAAGAUUGACGAAAACGGUAUCACCAAAGAAAACACGAAUAGCAGCAAUAUAAAAUUUUCUAACGGGACGGAGACAUCGGCAUGCAGUGGUCACUCGUAUGGAAGUUCGGCCGGCGCGAUCGCGGUUCUGUGUGUGGCUCAUAUUCUACUCGGGUUUGGCAGUACAACACCAUUAGUUUUAGGAUUACCCUAUUUGGAUGACAAUAUGGCAGCUAAAAACACGCCAUUAUAUUAUGGCUAUGCCUUGUUCGGACGGCUUCUAGGACCGUUGAUAGGUUUCGGUCUCGGAUCGGUUUGCCUAACUGUAUACUAUGAUUUUUCUCAGAAACCAAGAUUCCCUCCGAAUGAUCCUAGAUGGAUUUCGGCUUGGUAUAUCGGUUUUUUUGUGAUCGGUAUUGGACUUAUCGUUUUCGGGGCACUUAUGGGGCUAUUUCCUGCUGAAAUUCCCCCAUCUGGACGCAGAAAAAGUCAACAAAAAAUAUCGGACAACGCUGAGCUUUCAGAUAUGUCUAAAUCCACAACGCAUUCCAGCGCCGAUCUGGUUGCGGGGGCAGCUGUGACAGAGACGAAAAGCGUCCGACCGCCGGCGCACCAACUGACAUCUUUGCAUUCGUGGAAAGUUCUGCUGGUUGAUUUAAAGCGUCUGUUUACUAAUGUGGCCUUCGUCUGUCGCACAAGCAGUAUGUUCGUGGACGGAAUGACCAUUGCAGGCAUUUUCAACUACUUCCCGAAGUAUUACGCCCAACAAUUCCAAAUCUCCCAAGCGAGAGCUGCCAUUUUUGGAGGAUUAGUUCUCGUUAUCGCUGUCAUUUCCGGAAUUAUACUGGGAAGUAUCAUCAUCAAAAAGUUUACGCUGCGUCCGCGCACCGUAGCGUUGUCCUUGGUCGUACCUUCCAUGAUUUUGUGCAUUGGGCUAUUUAUUUCUAUCGGCAUCGGCUGUGGAAUCGGAGAGAUGUAUGGUCUCCCUUCAAUCGAAGAAUUCCGCAACGGACAUGGAGAUUUUGAUGUGAAUGCUUGUGCAGCUAGCCGGGACUGCGGCUGCAGCAAGAUGGAUUUCAAUGUCCUUUGCGAACCGCAAACAGCAACAAUGUUCUUCUCGCCAUGUUUCGCUGGAUGCAUGGGGCCGCCUAACAAUAAGACAAAAUCCUAUGCGAACUGUGGUUGUGCCAAAAUCGAUUAUAUUGCCUUGUCCAAAGCUUCGCAGAACUUACCACCAAUCAGUCCAUCUGCAAGUACGAAAAUCCCCGAUGUCAUGCCAGGGAUGUGUAUGAAAAACUGCAAUGCUCAGCUGAUUGGUCUCACCGUGCUCCUGUUCAUAGCCGUGUUCUUCGAAGGAAUGCCCAUGCCUGGGCAGAUUAUGAUACAGUUCCGAGUUGUGGAUGUGGACUUGAAAAAUCUCUGCGCCGGCGUGACAUCGUUAUUAGUAGCAGCAUUCGGACUGCUUCCCGCUCCGAUCUUUGUGGGUGCAAUAGUAGAUUCCACCUGUCGGCUUUGGAAGACAACUGAAUGCGGAGGCCAAGGAGCAUGCGUAUUUUACGACACAGAUCAGUUUCGAUGGAAGUUCUUUUUGACUGGUGGAUUUCUAAAAUUAAUUACAGUUAUCCUUGACAGCAUAGUGGCGUGGAAGGUAUGGGAUCUAGAAUUUGAACGUUCUGACACUGAGAUUGCCAAAGUAACGGAAAGGAUUACUCAAGAUGUUCAUCGACGCUCCUUAGAGAAGGAAGAUUUAAAAUAAGCACUUCUUGGUUAAACUUGUAAAAUAUGACAUAGGUACGCAUCAUGCAUUCUGCGAUUUCUUACCUAAAGAGAUGAUAUUAUCUUAAUUUUAUAUGGGGAUAGCUAGUUGUAAAAUUAGACUAGAGAGUGUAUUUUAUAAAUGUAAUAUAAAUCAUCGCGCGAUUUGCAGAAGUCUGCAUUGCUUUAAAUGCAGCUCAUAAAUAAUUUUGAUUCCAAAAUCGUUUUUCAUUACUGUUGACUGAGCUACUGUCUGAAAUAAACUUAACGA